This is a messenger RNA of Parasteatoda tepidariorum (common house spider), 460 nucleotides long. The record is from RefSeq and is a predicted model, not a curated record. NCBI's taxonomy places the organism in Eukaryota, Metazoa, Arthropoda, Arachnida, Araneae, Theridiidae.
AAAUUUGUUUUCUUCCAGUAGAUUCUUAGGAUUCACUAUAAAUAAAAAACAGAAAUAUGUCUGAAGGCUUUAAUGAAUCAGAAAACAGAAUGGUUUCCCCACAGAAUCUUCAGCAGUCAUCAGUGGAAAAGAAAAGAAAAAGCAGUGAAUUUAGAAGAUAUCUGAAACAAGUGUUUGAAGAUUCACUCAUGACAGGGUUUUCACAAAUUGCAACUUCUCGCACAUGGAAGAAAGCAAUUCCAAAAGCAGCAAUCCUCAUCUUUUGCUUCCUGGGAUUUACGUAUCAGACGUGUGAUUUUUUGCAUUAUUAUUUCCAAUAUCCUGUAACAGUGAAUGUUGAAGAAAGCAGUCCUUUUGAAAUGACUCCCCCUGCAUUCACAUUUUGUAACAACAACAUGUAAGCGUUAAAUGUUGAUUAUUAGAAUAAGAGUUAAUCAAAUAAAAGUGAACACUCAUGAUA